Pestalotiopsis fici W106-1 is the source of this 2706-nucleotide messenger RNA. RefSeq lists its product as uncharacterized. The record is from RefSeq and is a predicted model, not a curated record. Gene Ontology annotation, cellular component: small-subunit processome; nucleolus. Gene Ontology annotation, biological process: rRNA processing. The coding region runs from base 1 to 2706 and encodes 901 amino acids. NCBI's taxonomy places the organism in Eukaryota, Fungi, Ascomycota, Sordariomycetes, Amphisphaeriales, Sporocadaceae. The transcript has 2 exons.
AUGCCCGGUCGUCAAUCUCAUGGCCGUUCAUUAAUGGGCGGCGGCGGCGGCGGCGGCUCCGGCGCUGGUCCUAAACGACGACAGCAGAAGCAAAAGUCCAAGGCCAAGUCCCGCGCCCAGGAUGCCUUCUCCAUCGCCAACAAGGAGCUGGGCGGCGACCGACACAAGCUCACGCCGCGAAACCGAGAGCUCGACGCCGAUCUGAGCACGGGCAAGCGCCGGCGCGGCCACGCUGACGACGAUGAAGACGACGAGGACGAGGAUGGCGAGUCCGACGAAGACGAUGGCCCUCCCAGAAAGCGCGGCCGCGCCGGCCAGGAUCAGAAUGGUGAUGACGUCGAGUACGGCAGCGACUCGAGCGGCAACGAGUGGCGCAUUGGUGUCGGAGAUGAUGACGAUGAUUCCGACAUUGACUCUGACGAGGCCUUUGGCGAGAGCGAUGACGAAAAAUUCCAAGGCUACUCCUUUGGUGGCAGCCAGAAGAAGGGAAAGAAGAGCAAGAAACAAGACGACGAUGACGACGAGGAAGACGAAGACGACGAUUUAGAGUCUCUGGGCUCCGACGCAAUCGACCUAGCUGACGCCUUGGAUAUGUCCAUGUCAGAUGAUGAUGACCAGGGAGACGCCGAAGAAGACGAAGACUCUGACGAGGAUGACUCGGGCUCCGAAGAGAGCGAAGAGUCUGAUGAGAGCGAGGAUGAUGUUUCUGAAAGUGGCGUCAAAGACUGGGUCAACAAAUUUUCGGGUGUUGCUGAGGAUGAAGACGACGAAAACACAGGUCCGCAGAAGUCCAAGAUUGAUCUUCAAGACCUUGGAUUACUAGGUGGCCUGGAUCCUUCUUUGAAGAAAUCCUUGAAGCUCAUGUCGAAAGAGGAGAAAUCAUCAAAGCCUCAAAAGCUCGAGGUUCCAUUGGCAAGACGCCAACAAGCUCGUCUGGACAGAGCCGCUGCCUACGAACAAGCGAACAAGACACUUGACCGGUGGAACGAGACGGUGAAGCAAAACAGAAGAGCCGACCACCUAGUUUUCCCCUUGGCGCAGACCGAGACUGGUCUUGUCAGGCAUGACAACACCGAAAUCGCCCCUCUGGAUAGCAAGACGCCAGGAAAUGAGCUUGAACAGACUAUCAUGGGUCUGGUGGAAGCAUCAGGAUUUGCGCCCAAGAGCGAGGAAGAACCCAAGGAAUAUGUUGACGAAAAUGGCGAGCCUAUUACCAGAAAACAAUACUGGGCUCUCAAGAGAAAGGAAAGAGAGCUCAAGUCGAGGGAGGAGGCCCGGGCAAAACGUAUCAAGAAGAUCAAGUCAAAGGCCUACCAUCGUGUUCACCGAAAAGAGCGCGAGAAGAACGAAAUCAAGGAGCACGAGGCUCUGGCUGCUGCAGGUCUAGUGGACUCCGAGGACGAGAGAGAACAGAGGGACCGCCAGCGUGCAGCCGAGCGCAUGGGCUCCAGGCAUAAAGACUCGAAAUGGGCCAAAAUGGCUCGCAAGGGUGGUCUUGCUGUCUGGGACGACUCCGUGCGCGAGGGCAUGAACGAUAUGGCGCGACGCGAUGAAGAGCUACGCAGGCGUGUCGAGGGACGCGGUGAUGGAAGCGACGAUGACUCUGACUACUCUGGCGACUCGGAGGAUGCCGAUGAUAGGAAACGACUUCUCAAGGAACUUCAGCGCAUAGACGAAGACGACGAGCCAUCAGGUCCCAAGUCGAAACUCAUGAACAUGCCUUUCAUGAAGAAGGCCGAGAACGCGAGGAAGAAGGAGAAUGAUGAUUUGAUUAAGCAAAUUCGACGAGAGCUCCUCUCAGACGAUGAUGUGUCAGAACCAGAGCCUGAAGCCGAUGAUAUUGGCCGGAGGCAGUUUGGUGCACCAGGUGCCAAGGAAUCAGGUGUCAAAGAACCGGUUGCUUCCAAGCCAAGAAAGGAGAAGUCCAAACGAGACACAACCGAUAUACCUAUGGUGGACGCCGCCGAAAGCACGGUCAACAAUGCCAAAGCAUUGCCAGUUUCAACAUCGUGGCAAGAAGUCGAGGAUGAGACAGCGGGUGCGUGGUCAUCAGCUGUACCUUCAAAGCCAGCUCGCAAAGCUCGGAAAGACAAGGCCCACGAUAGCAGCGCCAAUGUACUGGACCUUGACUCCAGUGCUGCAGUAGUCAAGGCCGCUGAGCCGGCACUGCGAUCCAAGUCGGCCAAGAAGCACGCAACCGCACUGGCUGAUGAUUCUUCUGAUGAUGAGGACCACCACCUCGUACAAUUCCGCGACCAGGAUCUCCUCGACAAGGCGUUUGGCGGCCUUGAUGUCGUAGCCGAGUUUGAGGCAGAGAAGCACGCCCAGGAAGAGGAAGAUGACGAAAAGGUCAUUGACAACACUCUUCCCGGCUGGGGCAGCUGGGUGGGCGAUGGAGUCUCGGCUCGGGAGAAGAAGAGGCAUCAAGGACGCUUCUUGACCAAGCAGGAGGGUAUCAAGAAGGACAAGCGCAAGGACGCGAAGCUCAAGAACGUCAUCAUGAACGAGAAAAUCAUCAAGAAAAACAACAAGUACAUGGCUUCGCAGCUGCCGCAUACUUUUGAGAACUCUGCGCAGUAUGAACGUUCCCUGAGGCUCCCUGUAGGCCCGGAGUGGGUCACGAAGAAGACGCACCAGGAUGCCGUCAAGCCAAAGGUCAUUAUCAAGCAGGGCAUUAUUGCGCCCAUGGCAAAGCCGCUGCACUAA